AUGAUGUCUCCGUACUUCUUAUCUAUUGUAAUCUCGUCAGCCUUGGGACUGGUCUUGGCAAUCCCUUCUAACACUUGUAUUGUGAUGGGUAAUCUGGACAUCAUCAGAAAGAAAGGGAAGUUGAGUCCCUCCGAUGUGAUCUUUCUGGGGAAGGGAAUUGUGAAUAUUCUCCUCCAGUGUGUGAUGAGUCUACAGGCAAUGUUCUUUGUCUUGUGUCAGGCAGUUUUUGUUAGAGAAUUAAUUGGAUUUAUGAACAUAUUAUUUUGCUUCCUAACAUAUUACAGCUUCUGGUUGACCUUCUGGCUCUCGGCUCAUUACUGUACCAGCAUCACCAAUCUCAGCUAUGGGUUCUUCAUCUGGAUAAAGAGAAUUGUGUCCAAUUUCCUGAGUCUUCUUCUAUUCCUGACAGCACUUGGGAUGUUCAUUGUGACUGUCCCGAGCUUCUGGAUUGCCAAUGCAGAAAGUAUCCCCUCUUCUGAGAACAGUACAGAAGCCUCUGUUAAAACAAUCCAUGAUUUAUUUUUGUAUCUUGUGGCUGGAAACACCCUAGGCGUCAUUCUUCCAUUCUUCCUUAGUCUUCUAUGUCUGGUCCUCACUUUCUCCUUUCUGCUCAGACACGUCUGGAGGGUGAAGAAUAACGACUCGGGAUCAACACGUCCAAAUCUUCAGGCUCAUGUCACGGCACUGAGGACAAUCUUCUUCUUACUUCUCAUGUAUGUAUUUUCCUGUAUAUCUCAAAUAGUCGCUUUGUUUCCAAAUUUCUUACUGCUAGUAGUCAGUUGUGAUUUACAAUUAUUAUCUCCAUCAGUGGAGGCCGCCAUCAUCUUCCAGGCCAGCAACAAGCUGAGAAGGAUCAUUCUGAGAAGAUUCUGGACCAGAAGCCGGAGGAACACAGAGACUUAA
This is a messenger RNA of Rana temporaria (common frog), 903 nucleotides long. RefSeq names its product taste receptor type 2 member 40-like. Gene Ontology annotation, molecular function: G protein-coupled receptor activity; bitter taste receptor activity. Gene Ontology annotation, cellular component: membrane. Gene Ontology annotation, biological process: detection of chemical stimulus involved in sensory perception of bitter taste; sensory perception of taste; G protein-coupled receptor signaling pathway. The record is from RefSeq and is a predicted model, not a curated record. Lineage: Eukaryota; Metazoa; Chordata; Amphibia; Anura; Ranidae. The transcript has a single exon. The coding region runs from base 1 to 903 and encodes 300 amino acids.